AUGCAAGCACGUCAGCAUAUACACGACGGGAUCCUUAACAAUGCUUGUGGGCGUUGGUCACGUGCCUGCAUUGUGCAACAAUUAUUUUAUGUAUGAAGUGCUUGUGUCAACAGGUUGGUUCUCCAUUCGUUGUUCGACCUUGGCGGUGAAACAUACCACAGUCGAUUAUACGAAAAUCACUUGACAGGUAAGUCCAAAUUUUUCAUAGCAUUUUACAAAAAAUAAGUAUACGUGGGGGGUGUUUACUUAUACAGAACAUGCGUAUACCUUUACAAGCUCGCAUUUCAAGUGUUUGAUUAUAAAGUGUUCCACUUUGCAACAUCAAGCGAUAUUAAAUUUUCUGGUGUUGUUUAGACUAUAAUAUUGCUAAAUAAAUGCCAUUGUCUGACUGUGUACUUGCGCAAAUGUUCGAUGUUUCCUCUGUUGUUGUAUCCAACCGCUAUCGCAGGUUUUGGAAAAAUGUUUAGCGAUAUCUAGCUUCCAUAUGGCGAUAUGCGCGACAAGUCCAAGUUUAGAGAAAGGCCGAAUUGGCAAAUUUUAAUUAUAUCAUCAUGGUAAUCGUUCGAAUUUAAUGUAAAUUCGGAGCCAUAUGGUGGUUAAAUUGGUCAAUUUAGCUCACGAUGAAACACAUACAGGUUCAGCUAGAGUCCGGAGAUUAUUAUAACCGAUACAAGUCCCAACAGGUUCCUAUAGCAUAUCUGUAUAUAUAUAUAUAUAUAUAUAUAUAUAUAUAUAUAUAUAUAUAUAUAUAUAUAUAUAUAUAUAUAUAUAUAUAUAUAUAUAUAUAUAUAUAUAUAUAUAUUCAGUCAGGCUACUAAACCUCUUCAAAUGGUUGCGUUGGUUCUGUCGACAGUUUUAUAACUAAGCUCGUUUUGUACGCUAUAUCACUAUAUGUAUAUUGACGAGUGCCCCGAUACGGAUUAAUUUAUUUCAAGGACAAGAACGCACGCAUCGACUACUCCCACUCCUAACUUUGUCUAAACAUUAAGAUACCGUCAGGGAAAAUAAAGGAAAUGUGCGAUUAAUUCGUGAAAUACGUCAUACUAGCGAGUUUUUCCAGCAGCUCGCAUUUUAACUGAGCAUUUCCGAGAACUAUAUAGUGCUGUGAUUUUUAAUUUUCACAAACCCAUGCAACUGCGCAAGCACGCAAACCAGUGAUGAAGCCAGACACAACAACGCGGCCACGUUUCGAAACAAUACCUUUGAUAUUGAACGCGGAUUCUAUUUACAGAAGUGUGAUAACGUAUGUAUGAUCUAAAUGACUAUUAAAAUGUGCAGCAAGACUUUAGGUGUUUGACUUGUUUCGAUCUAAGUUAUUCCAGGUACUAACUCCUUUGUCAGAAAGGGUGUGCUUUGCAUUAUUUGUUCUUGUAAGACUUGUGAAAUUGAGAUGCAGUUCUUGUGUUGUAAUCCAAUUAAUGGUGAAUUUCGUCAUUAAUUUCGUCAACUUGGGUAACCUUUCAAAAUGAAACCAUAAUUAGGUGCUGCGAAUUCUGAACGCUCAAUUGUCUCAAUUUGUCAUCUCAACCGUGUCAGGAAAUAAAAACAACGAUCACAUAUUCAGCAAAGCUAAAGUACAUUUAUAUGUUUUUUUACUUCAAUCUUGCUGUUGACACUGUAAACUAUCGUACUUAAAGUUUAAUUUUAAGGUUUCGAAUUUCGAUUUCCAAUUCGAAAGAAAAUAUUAUGAAUAUUAUGCAAAAAAAUAUACGUAACCGAUAAGAGUUUAUUGAUAUUAUGUGAUUUGUACAUGUGCUUGAAUUGGAUUAAUUACGAUUAUUCAGGAAGUCCACAAGUUGUGCAACAUGUGCAAAAUCAGUUUUACUUUUGUUUGCCCAUGAAAUAGCCUGCUCGCAGCCCGAAUUCAGGCUGCACGCAGCUAGGCGCUAUUUAUAAAACUGUUGGCAUAAAUUUCUUUCAAGCAUGACGCAUAUCUAUUUUUAUUAAUUCUUGUUGCACAAUCAUUAAUACCAAAUUACAGGAAAUAGAAAAGCAAAGUUUUAUAUAUUUUCAAACGGAUGUAUAAUGGUACAAUUAACGUUUGUUUAUAUUCAGUCUGUUUUCGUUACGCGGCUAAUCUUAUCCAGAAUAUAAAUUUCUCACGAAUUGCUGAUAGCAAGCAGGGGGCGUAUUGUGUUUUAGAUGUUCAUUGACCUGUGAUGUCUUGUGACUGAUUUAGAAUGCUGUUUGAAUAAGGGCAAUCGCAUUAGAUUGAGGAAAUUGCAUGAGGAAAGUGCGUGACUCAUGUAUGAUUUACAAUCUUUGUCAAAUGUGACAGGCUACUAGGCUAGACGCACAGAGCUCUAUUACGGGUAACCAUCAUAGAAGAUAUCUAUGGUAACCAUAAACUAACAAGUACAAAAGAUAUUGUUUACGAAUUUAUACUGACAACGCAAUGAGGUUACGCGUUCUGAGGUUACAAUCCGCAAUCUAAACCCUAUAUUAAAUUACUUUCAGACGUAGCAGCACUCCAGACAUAACCUUUUUAUGCAUGCCAUUUCAAAAGUUGACCUUUUCAACAUGAAUUUUGAAUUUUAUCGGAUAUUAAAAUACCAGAAACGCUUGCUAGCACGACUGGAGGGCAACUGUCGAGGAGAGAGAACCUCAAUGGGUGGUUUCAAGUUAGUCUUAGAUUCUUAGUACAUAUAAACAGGGAGGCAGCAAAGACGUUGUCUUUGGGGGAGGGGACUGUAGAGGUCAAAUCGUCUAAUUUUUAAAAUUACGCUUUACUUUACCUAAAAUCUGUGUUUGAACUAUAGUGUGGUUUUUUCAUGAGCACAGGGGGUUGGGUAAUGCUCCCCCGAGAACAUUUUUAAAUAUUUUGACCCUCAGAAAGCCCGAAUUUGCAACUAAAAUUUUGCUUUAAUUUAAUUAAUUUGUUACGUAGACAAAAUACAAUACAAAUGAGACAGACUACGUAUAACGAAUGACAAAACAAAUGUGUGACAGGAAACAGUCACAGGACAAAGUCCCACUGCCCCCCCCCCCCUACAGAAGAGAAAAGCAAUUAAAUUAAGAUACAAAGCUUGCGUUCACUUUUGACUUUAGAGCUUGGUUUCACUUUUACUUUCACGUUUCCGCGUCAAUAUAUGUUAUAAUUUAUGUGAAAAUCAGUUCAAGUCACCUCUAAAUUUACCACACACCCUCCCAGUGUUCCCAACGUGAAGUAACUAUAUUUAGGAAACCGCAGACUAAACGAAUUGCAGCAUUCAGUGCAUGGUAGCCAUGCCUGGUAUAGAGUAUGCAUAAUACGAAUCAACAUUGUCACUGUUUUAUGCGAAAUGGCAAAACAAUUAAAGUUUAAUAGGUUUUCCUAUAGAUUCAUUAAUUGAAAAAUGCAUGUCAUUAAGGAUUCUAUAGGACUAAUUAUAAGUCUCAAUUUAAUGUAAAAUCGAACCUUCGUGGCAUCAACGUUUUGCACUACGUUUCAAAUUUGUGUCCUCUGUCCCAUUGCUGGUGUCCCAUUGCUGGUAAUGAUAGCCGCGAAAGCAUACCUAAUUUUAAUAAUUUCUUAUCACUGCCAAAUUUUGUGCACCUAACACUCUUAUAAUAAUGUGUAGCCACAAACUUUGUCUACCUAUUUCAUAUAACUACAAUUCAUAUUCAACAUACACUGCUCAGCACCCAGGGUUUCCCAGGGAAAUUUGGGGGCCCAGGGCAAAAUUUGACUUGGGCCCCCUCGUGAUUCCAUCUUGAAACACUAUGAUUAGGGGGUCCGGGAGUAUUCUCCUCGGGAAAAUUUUUAAAUCUGAGGUCCCAGAAAUGGCCAAAUCCUGCAUUCUGGAAGUCUAGUUGACAGUUAUCGGUAUAUAUAUAUAUAUAUAUAUAUAUAUAUAUAUAUAUAUAUAUAUAUAUAUAUAUAUAUAUAUAUAUAUAUAUAUAUAUAUAUAUAUAUAUAUAUAUAUCACUGUAAUUCUUUAUUUGCCCGCCCCCCUUAACUUGUGCCUUGUGUGUUCAUCUGAUGAACCUUAAGUAUAAUAUUAGUGUGGACGUUCGAUAAUUUGGCAGUUGUCAUUUCAAUUUCAUUCAAAUUAUUCUCAUUCAAAAUGUUUUGAUUAAUACUAUCAAGUGUCAAGACUAAUUUUUAGUUCAGUUUUUCUGUUCAUUGCCUCAUUUUCCUGUUUAAAAUUGACAACUUAUCACAGCAAAUUUUAUCACUGCACAUUUUACAUUUUACCACUGCACAUUUUACUUUUAUCACUGCACAAAUUGGUUGUCACUGCACACUAAAAUUAGAUAUGCGCGAAAGACAUGAAAUGCACCUUAUUUCCAAACUUUAGGAGUCAGGUAUUAUUAAUUGGGACGAAAGUCCUGUUCCUCAUCGCAGUCGCGUACGUUGUCUUGGAACAUGUUAUUUAUAUCAACAUGAGUAUCAUUGUCGAUGUCGGUGUCGAUGUCGGUGUCGGUGUCGGUGUCGGUGCAUGUCAGUGUCAGUAAUUGUUUUAUAAAAUAGCUACAGUUUAACAAUGGUCAAGUUACAGUAAUUCACUCUCUGUAGUUAUUGUAAACAUUUGUUCACUGUUUUGGUGAAAUUGCCGCUCGGUUAAUACUGUUAUUGUUUAUUUCACGCAUUGAAAUGUUUUCGUUCUCCGACAUUUUGAAAACCCCGCGGAAGGCAUUUAAAUUUUCCUUGCAGGAUUGUCUCAUCCUGCACGGGUUUUGACCAAUCAGAUUGCGUGUUUCACUGCAAUUAUUAUAUGAUACGCAACACUUUAUAGGGAAAGAUAGGAGUAACAUGGAUCAUUUUGUGCAAUUUGCCGUUGUUUUCCACCCAGUUAUCUGCGGAGGAUUUUAUGUGUGAUUUUUAAUGUGAUAAUCUUAAUUGUAUAAAAAAAUCUUAAAAAUCACGCUGUUUAGCAAUGAAGAUGCUUUGGCUUUUGGUCUCCAUCCUGGUGCUUCAUCAAGCGGUGGCAAUGGAAAGAACUAAAGAACCAGUCAAAACAAUGAGUGAGCUCAUUCGACCGGUAUUUGGCGAUAAGGUCAGUCAGCUUGAUAAAAUUAGCAUCACGGACAAAAUUGAAUAUUUAUUGAGUCUGGAGGUUGUUCUGUACAACAAUUAUAUAAUAUUUGUACAG
Molecule: messenger RNA, 5075 nt
Organism: Paramuricea clavata
Lineage: Eukaryota; Metazoa; Cnidaria; Anthozoa; Malacalcyonacea; Plexauridae
Source: the annotation of a GenBank genome assembly